AUGGCUGCUGCUGCACGGAUUUCCACCGCUUUGGUGGCAUCACUCUCGCUGUUGUCUUGUUUCCAAACCUCCCUGGCUAAUCCUAUCACGCGACGAACCGCCUUUGCUGUAAAGGAUUUCCAUCCUACCCCACGAGCAUGGACAAACUUGGGAGCAGCUCCAAGUGAUCAUCUGAUUAGUCUCUCCAUAGGUCUCUCUCAAGGUCGCUUCUCGGAGCUUGAGAGACAUCUCUACGAAGUGUCUGAUCCAUUCCAUCCUAGAUAUGGACAGCACCUUUCCGCCGAGGAGGUGCAUGACUUGGUAAAACCUUCCGACGAAACGUCAGAUGCCGUGCACGACUGGUUGGAAGGUCACGGAGUGCGAGCCCACCAUCUGAAGUACAGCCCUGCCAAAGAUUGGCUCUACGUCACUCUACCAUUGUCCAUGAUAGAGGAGAUGCUUGAUACCGAAUAUUCGGUCUAUGAGCACCGCGACGGAUCCACCCUUGUUCGGACAGAGGGCUACUCACUUCCCCUGUACCUCCAUGAGCACAUCAGCACCAUUCAACCUACAAACUCAUGGGCCAGGCUGGAUGGUCACAAGAAGCGAAAUGAAGUCAAGAGGCGUACAACCCAGGCGGCAGUGGUAUCCGACGAUUGGUCUCCAGCUCCGCUUGUUCCCCUCCCGGACAAUACUACCGUCGCUGCCGUCUGCAACUUCACGAGUGUUACACCAGAUUGCAUCAGAACUCUAUAUGGAACUCUGGACUACACUCCCAAGUCUGCUGGCGUGAACAAAAUGGGUCACACCAACUACCUCGACGAAGCAACGAAUCGAUCCGACAUCAGCAUCUUCCUCGGAAAGUAUCGUCCCGAGGCGCAGGCUUACGCAUAUGAGUUUGAGGUGAUAUCCAUUGAUGGAGGAGUCAUUGACAACGGCACCAACGUCUCCGAGGAGGGUCUGGACAGGGAGGCAAAUCUCGACGCUGAAUACAUGAUCGGAGUAGGCUAUCCCACACCGCUUACGGCCUGGCACACAGGUGGACGCGAUCCAAGCUUCAUGCCCGACAUCAACACUCCGGACAACAGUGACGAGCCUUUCCUCGUGUGGGCCAACUACGUGAUAGCGCAGCAAGACAUUCCUCAGGUGAUCUCUACCUCGUACGGCGACGAUGAGCAGACCGUCAGCCAAGCCUAUGCGCAAGCAGUAUGUAAUCAAUUCGCCCAACUGGGUGCUCGAGGCGUGUCGCUAUUCUUUUCGAGCGGAGACUACGGCGUGGGAGCGGAUGACACGUGCUACAGCAACGUGGACAACUCAACCUAUAUGUUUAUGCCCAGCUUCCCUGCAGACUGUCCUUAUGUAACAGCUGUAGGCGCAACCACGGGCUACCCGGAGUCUGCCGCAUGGAGGAAACUCCGUUCAGGAGCAUACUUUACCAGUGGCGCCGGCUUCAGCAACUAUUUCCCCCAGCCAAAAUACCAGGCAGACGCUGUUGAUGGGUACGUCGCCGGCCUUAACGGACUAUAUGAUGGGUUCUACAAUAAAACAGGCCGCGCAUACCCUGAUCUCUCUUGUAUCGGCCAAGUCUUCCCAACCAUCUGGAACGGUAGUACGCUUGGGCUGGUUGGAACCUCCGGAUCGUCACCUAUCUGCGCCGCAGUGUUCGCGUUGUUGAACGACGCCUUGAUCACAGAGGGAAGACCUCCGAUAGGAUUUCUCAACCCUUGGCUCUAUGCUCAUGGACACAAGCUGUUCACCGAUGUCACGAAUGGUACUUCGGCUGGUUGCAACACUUCAGGGUUCCCCGCCACUCAGGGUUGGGAUGCUGUGACUGGCUGGGGUACUCCAUACUUCCCCAGCCUGCUUGAAGGGUUUGGAUUGAAGAAGUAG
This is a messenger RNA of Exophiala aquamarina CBS 119918, 1869 nucleotides long. RefSeq lists its product as uncharacterized. The coding region runs from base 1 to 1869 and encodes 622 amino acids. Gene Ontology annotation, biological process: proteolysis. The transcript has 3 exons. NCBI's taxonomy places the organism in Eukaryota, Fungi, Ascomycota, Eurotiomycetes, Chaetothyriales, Herpotrichiellaceae. The record is from RefSeq and is a predicted model, not a curated record. Gene Ontology annotation, molecular function: tripeptidyl-peptidase activity; serine-type endopeptidase activity.